AUGAUUACACCCACCAUGAUCACCGUUGAAUCCCUCCCCACUCUUCUCGCCGACGACAUCAAGGUCAAGGUCGCCGGCAUUGACAGCGAUGGUGUCCUCCGUGGCAAGGUCAUGGCCAAGGAGAAGUUCCUCGGUAUCGCAGAAAAGGGCUUUGGCUUCAGUUCUGCCCUCUUCGGCUGGGAUAUGCAUGAUAUGAUGUGGACAACCGAAGCACGCGUCGCGCCCCCAGAGUCAGGUUAUGCGGAUUUCCUCGCCAUUCCAGACCUGAACUCAUUCCGACGUCUGCCAUGGGAGGAGAAUAUUCCAUUCUUCCUUGUGCGCUUCCUCAACGAUACUGAUCCGGUAUUGGCCGAUGGAAGGAUUGAACUCGAGUUCAUGAACUUCCAGACUCCCUCCGAAGACGGAUAUGGCAGCGCCGGUUCCAACCACCCCAAUCUGGCUUCCUUCCUGGAGAAGAACGCCCCCAGUGCCCUUCGACCCAUCACAGCUGGCAUGUUCUGCUACAGCUCAACACGCCCUGUUGCCAACAAGAAGUAUUUCUAUGAUAUUUUCAACACUGCUGCGCAGGUCAAUUGCGGCAUUGAAGGGUGGCACACUGAGGGCGGGCCCGGUGUGUACGAAGCUGCCCUGAAGGUUUCAGAGAUUAGUGAAAUGGCCGACAAGGUUGCAAUGUUUAAACUCCUCACCAAGUCAUUGGGAAUGGAUCAUGGAGUCACACCCUGCUUCAUGGCUAAGCCCAUGCAUGGCAUGCCUGGCAGCUCAGGACACAUUCACAUCUCCCUCGCCGACAAAGAGGGUAAGAACCUCUUUGCGCGCGAGACCCCCGAAGCCAACCCUCAGUGGUCAGACAUUGCCCACCUCUCCGACACAGGUCGCCACUUCCUCGCCGGUCUCCUAGACGCCCUCCCAGAUAUCAUGCCGCUGUUUGCCCCUACCGUCAACUCAUACAAGCGUCUUGUCGAGAACUACUGGGCACCAGUACACAUCAGCUGGGGACUCGAGGACCGAAUUGCCUCAAUUCGUCUAAUCACACCACCAGUCUGCAAACCGGGUGCCACACGCUUUGAAGUCCGUAUCCCUGGUGCGGACUUACAUCCUCACUACGCUCUCAGCGUCAUUCUCGCAGCUGGCUGGAGGGGCGUGCAGAAGAAGCUUGAAAUCAAGGUCCCGCCUAUGUCAGCGCGCAAGUCGGGGGACCCUCGUCCAGAGCUGCUGCCCAACACUUUGGACAAGGCUUUGGAUCGGUUCUCGGCACCUAACAGCAUUGCUCGUGAGAUUUUGGAUUCAGAGUUUGUGGACUUCUUCACUGCUACGAGACAGCAUGAGCUGGGUCAGUGGAGGGAGGCUGUCACUGAUUGGGAGAUCAAACGGUACAUUGAAAUAGUUUAA
Messenger RNA from Penicillium arizonense, 1389 nucleotides. Its product is annotated as glutamine synthetase family protein. The record is from RefSeq and is a predicted model, not a curated record. The transcript has 5 exons. Gene Ontology annotation, molecular function: glutamine synthetase activity. The coding region runs from base 1 to 1389 and encodes 462 amino acids. Lineage: Eukaryota; Fungi; Ascomycota; Eurotiomycetes; Eurotiales; Aspergillaceae.